GAGCCUCCAGUAAAUCGAAAGACGAAGAAGAAGAGGUUGCGGGGCCGGUUGGGACGGUAACCCACUGUUGUUAGCAACAGUUUUCAUCAACCAAAACACAUCAUCCACUUUGGACCAGCUACACACAGGGAGGAUGUUUAAAAACACUUUCCAGAGUGGAUUCUUGUCUAUUUUAUACAGUAUCGGCAGUAAACCUCUGCAGAUAUGGGAUAAAAAGGUGAGGAACGGUCACAUCAAGAGAGUCACAGACAAUGACAUCCACUCGCAGGUGUUGGAAGUUGAGGGGGCAAACGUCAGCACCACCUACAUAACAUGCCCUGCAGACCCCAAGAAGACACUGGGCAUCAAGCUGCCUUUUCUGGUGAUGAUCAUCAAGAACCUCAAGAAGUACUUCACCUUUGAAGUCCAGGUGUUGGAUGAUAAAAAUGUCCGUCGACGGUUCAGAGCGAGUAACUAUCAAAGCACAACCAGAGUGAAGCCGUUUAUCUGCACCAUGCCUAUGAGACUGGACGACGGCUGGAACCAGAUCCAGUUCAACCUGUCCGACUUCACCAGGAGAGCCUAUGGAACCAAUUACAUAGAGACGCUGCGUGUGCAGAUCCAUGCUAACUGUCGGAUACGGAGAGUGUAUUUCUCAGACAGACUUUACUCUGAGGAUGAGCUCCCAGCAGAGUUUAAACUCUACCUGCCUGUCCAGAAUCCAAAACCAAAGUAAAAAUCAACCUGUGCUAUCCCUGGAUACCUGAAGUGGAGUUAAACUGUGAGGUUUUCUGUGUGUAGAAAUCUGAAUUAAAAUCUUUGUUGCAUUAUUAUUUUGAA
Messenger RNA from Notolabrus celidotus (New Zealand spotty), 819 nucleotides. Its product is annotated as cilia- and flagella-associated protein 20. Lineage: Eukaryota; Metazoa; Chordata; Actinopteri; Labriformes; Labridae. The record is from RefSeq and is a predicted model, not a curated record. Gene Ontology annotation, cellular component: motile cilium; ciliary basal body. The transcript has 6 exons. The coding region runs from base 134 to 715 and encodes 193 amino acids. Gene Ontology annotation, biological process: positive regulation of cell motility; regulation of cilium beat frequency involved in ciliary motility; cilium assembly.